Ictidomys tridecemlineatus (thirteen-lined ground squirrel) is the source of this 1140-nucleotide messenger RNA. RefSeq names its product PIH1 domain containing 1 (gene Pih1d1). Gene Ontology annotation, biological process: rRNA processing; box C/D snoRNP assembly. NCBI's taxonomy places the organism in Eukaryota, Metazoa, Chordata, Mammalia, Rodentia, Sciuridae. Gene Ontology annotation, cellular component: R2TP complex; cytoplasm; ribonucleoprotein complex. The record is from RefSeq and is a predicted model, not a curated record.
CCUACACUCGGGCUCCGGGUUUAGAAGGGUGGCCCGUAGUGAUGUGUCUUCCCGCCCCUUUUUUGCAUUGGAGAUAAGAAGUGCAGCUUUUCGUUCCAAAUACAUGUGCUAGAGAUUCGGAUCUAGUGUGUGGCUAAGCCUGAAGGCGCUGUCAUCGGGUCAACAGUGGUUGUUAGGCAAAGGGCCAUGGCGGACUCGAAGCUGCUGGUGCCAGAGCUAAGCGAGACAGAGACGAUGGAUGAUGAGACGGCGCGGUUCCAGGAGCUGCUGCUGCAGGCUUCCAAAGAACUCCAUCAAGCCCAGACAACCAGAUCAGAAUCUACACAGAUCCAACCUCAGGCUGGUUUCUGCAUAAAGACCAACUCUUCAGAAGGGAAGGUUUUCAUCAACAUCUGUCACUCUCCCUCCAUCCCACCUCCGGCUGACGUGACCGAGGACGAGCUGCUUCAAAUGCUGGAGGAGGACCAGGCUGGGUUUCGCAUCCCCAUGAGUCUGGGAGAGCCACAUGCUGAACUAGAUGCAAAAGGCCAGGGCUGUACCGCUUACGAUGUGGCUGUCAACAGUGACUUCUACCGGAGGAUGCAGAACAGCGAUUUCUUGCGGGAGCUCGUGGUUACCAUCGCCAGGGAGGGCCUGGAGGACAAAUAUGGCUUGCAGCUGAAUCCAGAAUGGCGCAUGUUGAAGAAUCGGACUUUCAUGGGCUCCAUCUCGCAGCAGAACAUCCGCUCCCAGCAGCGUCCUCGGAUCCAGGAGCUGGGGAACCUAUAUACACCCAGCUCCCGGCCAGCUGAGGAAGGCCCUGAGAAACCUCACCUGAACCUUUGGCUGGAAGCGCCUGACCUCCUCUUGGCUGAAAUUGACCUCCCCAAACUGGAUGGAGCCCUGGGGCUGUCGUUGGAGAUCGGGGAGAACCGCCUGGUGAUGGGGGCCCCCCAGCAGCUGUAUCACCUGGAUGCUUAUAUCCCCUUGCGGAUCAACUCUGAGGAGAGCAAGGCAGCCUUUCACAGGAAGAGAAAGCAACUUAUGGUGGCCAUGCCCCUUCUGUCGGUGCCUUCCUGACCAGAAUUUCUCCCCGUGCAUCCAAAUGUAGAGCAAAGGCUGGUGGCUUCUCUAGCUUGAAAUAAAAGAUAUUUGCCUUUG